GUUGACCAAAGGCUCCGACCCCAACUGGCGAAAUCGAAGUCGAGCAAUCUGAGCAACUCCUUUCAGCUGGAUUGAGCUGACUCGCCAACCAGCCAAUGCCCUGCAUGCAUGGGAAGUGCGCCGAAUGACCUGCCAUCACCUCCUUUCUACCGAAGGUUGGGCGCCGAUGAGAAUUGUGAGCCGACAUGGAGCCGCGCAAGCGUGGCGCGGGGAAUUGUGUGUUCGGCACUCGCCCUGGCGCUGACCUUCCUCUUUUUUGCCCGAGGCACCGGGUCCGCGGCUCCCUCCAGAUGUGUGUUUAACGUCUUCUUGGCGCGGCACUGCGACAAGAACCCUCCCUGGGCAAAGGACCCCACACGCAUGGAGCUGUGCACGGAGCAGGGCCUCCUGCGGGGCGAGCACUUGGCGCGCGCCUUCGGGCCCCAGGGCCAGUUCCCCGCGCCCGGCAGGCUUUUCGCCCGGAAGCUGAUCCCAGGAGUUUACAGCAGCCGAGACUUGUAUUUGCUGUGGCCGCUGGCGCAGCGGUUGCAUUUACUGGUGAAUACGUCUUUUGCACCGGACGAGGCCCUUGACAUGGUGAACUCUUUGAAGGCAGAGCGGGAGGCCUCCUGCUUGGCCGGCAGUGAGCUCACUGUUCUGGUGUCGUGGGAUCACUGUAGUAUCCCUGCCCUGGCACAAGCGCUGGGCUGCGAGGAUGAGAUGUGCAAAUUGUGUUGGGACGACGCUGACUUCGACAAGGUCCUUUGGCUGAGGUUCACCGCCCUGACGUCCGACACGAGGUGGAACCUGACGCCACGCGCGGUGGCGGAAGGCUUUGCAGCGCCAAAGAGCGUCGCCGGAUACCGGGAGUGCCUGGGCAACCCCGCAGAGAGCUCCAACUUCGGCUUCAAAUGCCACGCCCCGGAGGCCUGGAGGACGCUGCCCGAAGAUCGAUCAGGUCUUUCCUGACGAGGUGUGUGAGUUACAGACUUUUGAGCCUUGAGCGCCCCAAACCCUUGGCA
Messenger RNA from Effrenium voratum, 1001 nucleotides. Lineage: Eukaryota; Dinophyceae; Suessiales; Symbiodiniaceae. The record is from the annotation of a GenBank genome assembly.